Molecule: messenger RNA, 1680 nt
Organism: Akanthomyces muscarius
Lineage: Eukaryota; Fungi; Ascomycota; Sordariomycetes; Hypocreales; Cordycipitaceae
Exons: 3
Coding region: 1-1680 (559 amino acids)
Molecular function (GO): protein binding
Source: RefSeq, a predicted model, not a curated record
AUGGAACUACCAACUGCUCCUCAACAUCUGCAUUUCAUCUACACACAGUGGAAACAGAAAGGAAAUAUGGCUAUGCCGAAUUAUUCCAUAUUGAUACAGCCGCAUUGCGACAGCGAGGGGCUCUGCCGGCUCUCUAUAUCGCUGACCCUGGACUCGCCCGCAAGAAAGGCCCACGACGUGCUUUGUGAAUUUGCGCCAGACGUGCAAGGCGUCCCAACACACAACUACACAAAAGAGAAUCUGAGCGCAGUGGAUGCCGCAGGACACUUGAAUCUAUCCUGUGUUCCUCGCGGCGGCGCUGCGCUAUCGAACCAUGUCUGGGUAGUCGAACGUGACACUGUUGGCCCCGUCGCGCUUCAGCUCGAAGUCCUCCCCAAGCUUGUGGAUGCCAAGACACCUGUUGGGCCGCAGGUCGAUCUGCGCCGUGAUCAAGGUGGUCUUCUGGGCAGCGGUGGCUGGUUUCUGCCGAGCAUCCCGCGCCAGGAACGCUUCCUGUUCUCCGUGCAAUGGGACUUGUCGCGCGUCACAGCGGGCACGAGGGCGUGCUGGAGCUAUGGCGAAGGGCCGGAAAGAACUGAGCAAGAAGGGCCUCUGCCGCUCCUUCUGAACUCUCUUUUCAUGGUUGGGCCUGUCAAUAGCCAGCGAGUAGAGCAUGGCUCGGCGGUAUGGUCAACAGUGUACUGGAUUGGCGACCUGCCAGACUACCUAGGACCGGUCAAGGAUUUCAGCAAGCAUAUGGUUCCGUAUGCUUAUUCGGCUUUUGAAGAUGAAAUGGAAAACUACAGCAUAUUUAUUCGAAAAUCACUAAAGGGAUACGUGGGCAACAACUUUGCUUCGUCGCUUCUUCUCCAGUACAGUGAUGAACGGGGUAAAGUCGACGACGCUGAUCUCAUCAGUAUCCUUACGCAUGAGCUGAUGCACAACUGGCUGUACUUGGGAAGCAAUCCUGGUGAAUCCCAGAAUAUGUGGUACAUAGAAGGCAUUGCUCAAUUUUACGCCGUCUUUCUACCUGUGCGUGCAGGCUUCCGAAAAGCAGAUUACUUUCGCAGAGUCAUGAGCCAGUUUCUAUGCGCAUACUACACCAAUCCGCUUAUCGAAGUCCCGCUUCGAGAGACAGAAGGGGCCUUUUACAGUGAUCCCAGCGCACAGUGGACUCCAUACAUGCGCGGCUUUGUUUAUUUGCUACUCGUCGACGCUUCGCUGCGGCAGGCUUCCUCGGCUUCAGCACGGAGGCAAAAUCCCAUCGAUGACGUGGUCAUGUCCCUAACCCGCCGGAAUCGCCAGGUCGCGGACAAGCAGUAUCAGACACUGAUCGAUGGCGGUACUCUGCACCUAAGCUCAGACUUUACAUUUCCCGUCGCAGAAUACCUUUUUAUGCUCAGGCCUGUGGAGCAAGAGGUGUUUGAGCUUGGAUUUAACGCAAAGUCGCUGCGUUCUGGUGUUGUGGAAGGCGUCCUGGCACGUUCCAGAGCUGCGUUGGCAGGUCUCCAAAAUGGCGACGUGAUUCAGCACUUCUCACGAGUCAGCGUCGCAUUGAUGGACUCUCAGAAGACAGUUUCAUUCUCAGUGACAAGAGUUGGACAAGACAAAGAGAUCAAGGGUGAAUUUCGGCCGAGGUCCUUUGACAAGGUCUGUAGCUUCCAGGCCGUCAGAGUUGACCACAGCACGGCAUUUCCAUGA